AUGGCGAAGCGCAAGUCGAUGAGCUCCAAGAUGGCUCAGCGGAAGAAGCCAGCGUCCAAGCUGGACACGGCCUUCUGCUGCCCCUUCUGCAACCACCCCGGCAGCGUGUCGUGCACCAUCGACCUCAAGCUCUACGUCGCCACCGCCGUCUGCUACGGAUGUCAGGAGUUCUACCACACCACGGCGCACCACCUCACCGAGCCCGUCGGCAUCUACCACGACUGGAUCGACGCCUGCGAGAUGGCCAACCAAGGCAUCAAACUCCAAGCCCGACAGCGGCGAGUCGGCUGCGACGACGACGACAGCGAUGCCUGA
This is a messenger RNA of Aegilops tauschii subsp. strangulata, 315 nucleotides long. RefSeq names its product transcription elongation factor 1 homolog. Gene Ontology annotation, cellular component: transcription elongation factor complex. NCBI's taxonomy places the organism in Eukaryota, Viridiplantae, Streptophyta, Magnoliopsida, Poales, Poaceae. The record is from RefSeq and is a predicted model, not a curated record. Gene Ontology annotation, molecular function: RNA polymerase II complex binding. Gene Ontology annotation, biological process: transcription elongation by RNA polymerase II.